UGCUGGUGAACAAAAAUGAGGAAGGAUUAAGUCAGGCAGCCUUGACUCGUAUCACACUUGUUGAAUCUUGAAAACUAAGAUCAGGUCCACAACAAGGUACUGAAAACCUACAGAAUGAACUUGAAAUUAAUGCUUCUUGUCUCUGGAGCUUUUUGCAUCUGUGCAGAAGGCAGUCACACAAUUUGUGGUGUCUUGGGUUGCUUUGACUCAAGUGAUACCCAGCAUUAUAUGACAUUAGAUGAAGAAUUUGUUUAUGUAAACUUAAAAAAAGACCCUGCUGUUUGGGAAAGCAAAAUACCAACAUAUUUACGUCUUGAAGAUGUUCUCGAAUAUGUAAAAGCAGCCCAGCAGGACUGUAAGAUACACUUAAGCGAAUGGAAACCAGACACUUCAGUUAUAAAGACUAAAAACCCACCAGACAUUGUGAUUUUCCCCAGAAAUGAGGUGGUUGUUCGUAAAGAGAAUACCCUCAUUUGCUUCAUCAACAACUUCUUCCCCCCAGAGAUCAACAUCACAUGGACCAAGAAUGAUGAAAUAAUUUCAACAGAAGACCCUUUCACUCAAACUGUAUCUAAUUCGGAUGGGUUGUUUCAUGUUUUCUCCUAUCUAAACUUUGUUCCAAAGGAUGGAGACAACUACAGCUGCACGGUGGAACACGCAGCUCUGGAGCAACCAAAGACCAGGUUUUGGGACCUUGAAGGAGAAGAGCAUAAGAAGAUCAGUGACAGUGGUCCAGCUGUCUUCUGUGGGAUUGCCGUGACUCUUGGACUUUUCGGAAUUGCUGCAGGAACAUUCUUUUUUGUGAAAGGACAAAAACAUCACAGCAACCUGUAUUGAGUGUUGUGAUUAACAUAUUAUAUUUCGGAAAAUAAUACAUAUCAGAAAAUGUUGGUAACAGUUUUUUGCUCUUUUAAGGCCAUACUAUGCUACUUUUUAAAAUCUUUAAAUCAUUUCUUGGGCCAGCAUAUGCUAGAAUUCCCCUUUACAAGGUUAAUGACAUGUCACACUGCUUUCUAUGGACACAAUAUUGCACUUGCAAUUUCAGAGAUGCCAGUCGGACACUAUUAGACUUAAGUGGAGCUGAUUUGCCAGAGCUGGAGUCUGCCUUCAGCACAUUUCCUGCAUGCUUUACAUCGAGAACACAGCUGAUUUGUUUGAUUUAGUGAUGGACCGGCCCUCUAGAAACUAAUGAAGGCUGAGGAGACAUUUCAGGUGUUAGAUUAAGGUGUUAAAAGACAAACGCCCAGCAAGAGAUAAGUUGCACUUUUGUUUUGGCCACUAGGGGGUGCUAAAACAAGCCUAAACUGCUUUUGACCCAACUUUUUAUAUACCACGCACAUAUUAUACAUCAAACUCUUCGGCUUCCUCUCCUCUCUCUCAAAAUGUCAUAAUAUGACAGAGAUUUAGUUUUAGAGAUAUUUUAGUUAUUUUGGCACAACCCUGCCCCAAAUGACCCCCACUUGUAUAAC
This is a messenger RNA of Nothobranchius furzeri (turquoise killifish), 1469 nucleotides long. Its product is annotated as H-2 class II histocompatibility antigen, A-S alpha chain. The record is from RefSeq and is a predicted model, not a curated record. Lineage: Eukaryota; Metazoa; Chordata; Actinopteri; Cyprinodontiformes; Nothobranchiidae.